CCGAGUGCAUGGAGCGGGAUGCAGCAGAGGCCCGAGGCCCCCGGGGCCCGGGAGCCGGAGCGCCCGAGGGCUCUGACAAAAUGGAGGCUGAAGGUGGAAAGUCUGAGGUUCUUGUGGCUGUUGUGACAGAGCCUCAGUUUACACAGCGUUGCAGGGAAUAUCUUGAGAAGCACCAACUCCUAGAUAGGCGUCACCGUGUAAAGCAGCUGCCUGAUGGUUCCAUGGCACUACCUGUCCUGGGAGAGACCCUCAGCGAGCAGCACCUACAAGCUCUGAGGCAGCGAGAGGCCCCUGAGAGCACCUGCAGGCUGGCACAGAUCCUGAAUCCUGUUCCUUCCAAGAAAGCUCAGAGCUGUUCUCCUGCUCAGAAGCUACAUGGGGAGCUGCGGCGUCUGGUGGAAGGCCAGGGGCACACGUGGUCAGUUGAGCUAGAGAAAGAUCUUCCCCAUUCCUGGCAACGUCACGGUGACCUCGUCCUGCUCAAUGAGGAUAGCUUCAAAGCUGCCCAUUGGAAAACGCUGGAACCAGGUCUCUGGAAGACUGUUGCUUCUGCUCUGGGAGGCCAGCGUCUGGCUAAGCGAGGGCGUGUGUCACCGGGGGGGACACGAGCUCCCAAAGUGAUCCUGCUGCUGGGUGCCCACGGCUGGGUGGAGCAUGUGGACAAUGGCAUCAGGUACACGUUUGAUGUGACCCAAAGCAUGUUCUCCUUUGGAAACAUCACUGAGAAGCUGCGGGUAGCAUCAAUGGCCUGUGCUGGACAAGUGCUGGUGGAUCUCUAUGCAGGGAUUGGUUACUUCACCUUGCCAUUCCUGAUUCAUGCAAAGGCUGCCUUCGUGCAUGCCUGUGAGUGGGAUCCUCAUGCUGCAGCAGCCUUGAGGAAAAACCUGGAGCUCAACGGUGUUGGGGAUCGGUGCCGUAUCCACCUGGGCGAUAACAGGAAGCUGAAGUUAUGGAGCAUUGCUGACAGGGUGAACUUGGGGCUCAUCCCCAGCUCCGAGGAGGGCUGGCCCAUUGCUUGUCAGGUGCUGCGCCAGGACACAGGGGGCAUCCUGCAUAUCCACCACAAUGUGGAAUCCUUCCCCGGGAAGGAGCUCCAGCUCCCCAGCAGCAGUGAGGCAGGGCCAAAGGAGCAGAGAGCUGCCAGGAAUUCGGGAAGGCAGACAGCAGCAAAGAUCGCUAAGCUGGAGUGGCGGAGGUGGGCCGAGGCCGUGGCUGUUCGCAUUGGAGCCUUGCUUCUGCAGCUGCACGGGAAGCCGUGGGAGACGCGAAUCCUGCACAUUCAGCAAGUGAAGUCCUACGCUCCCCAUGUGGAUCAUGUGGUUUUGGAUCUGGACUGUCGCCCCCUUUCCUGCUCUGCUGGUGAGGGUGCUGGGAAAGCUGAGAGGAGCUGUGGUCAGGGGUCCAAGGUCUGAGGCCUGAGGGCCAGGUGGCUGGGAGUGCUGAAGUUAGCAACUUGCUUCCACUUCUUGCCCCGUUAGCCCCUAGAAAGGAAUCUUACGUUUUUAUAGGGAAUUGUUAGAGUGACUGAUUAUUAGUAUAUCUCUUCCAAGGGCUUGGUGUAAGGCUGGGACUGAGUGCUUUUGUCACCAAAGUCUUGUCUUCCUUCCUUUCUCUUCCACCAAUUGUGACGAAUUGUCGUCUUUAUAAACCUAGCAAAGGCAGAAUAGCUUGUUGAACUGAGCGGUAUCUGCAGAGCCCCCAGUUCCGCAGUUUGGCCUCAGCUCCAUCUGUGUGGCCGUAGAUGAGCUGCUCCUCUAUCACAUUGUUGGCUUUGAGUCUCCUCAUCUCAAAGAUGGGGUUAUCUCUGAACUACCUCAUGUAGCUGUUGUCUAAGGAGUGUGGUUUGUCGAUGGAGUUUCUCCGAAACAUUCCACCGGUUUUAGAAUUGGAGGUGCAGCACUGCCUGCCUCUUGAAGAGCUUUGGAUCAGU
Molecule: messenger RNA, 1930 nt
Organism: Dromiciops gliroides (monito del monte)
Lineage: Eukaryota; Metazoa; Chordata; Mammalia; Microbiotheria; Microbiotheriidae
Gene: TYW2
Product: tRNA methyltransferase 12 homolog
Exons: 8
Coding region: 9-1412 (467 amino acids)
Biological process (GO): tRNA methylation
Cellular component (GO): cytoplasm
Molecular function (GO): tRNA methyltransferase activity
Source: RefSeq, a predicted model, not a curated record